Spizellomyces punctatus DAOM BR117 is the source of this 1543-nucleotide messenger RNA. RefSeq lists its product as hypothetical. The record is from RefSeq and is a predicted model, not a curated record. Bases 384 to 1250 code for a protein of 288 amino acids. NCBI's taxonomy places the organism in Eukaryota, Fungi, Chytridiomycota, Chytridiomycetes, Spizellomycetales, Spizellomycetaceae. The transcript is spliced from 8 exons. Gene Ontology annotation, biological process: metabolite repair. Gene Ontology annotation, molecular function: ATP-dependent NAD(P)H-hydrate dehydratase activity.
GGAGGGACUUUGUUCAUUUGAGGGAAGCAUGGAGCGAACGGCAAACGUUGGGCAGCGAAAACGAGCUUUGUGGUAAAUGGACUGGCUAAGCCUUCGACAUGUCUGCGUAAGCGAUCGUAAUACCUGAUGACGUUGGGACUUUUGGGUUGUGAUUUCUUCCACCUCCAAUAAUAAGCGGAUUUUACAGAAAAGAAACACAAGGACUGUUAUCCACAUGGCAGCUUCCAACCUCGUCAAAACCGUUACAAAGUUCAUUCCCCCGCUGAGCAAUGCCUUGCACAAAGGGCAAGCCGUUUAGGAAGAAUUGCCGUCAUUGGAGGUAGUGAAGAGUAGGUGCCCUCCAUUUGGAGUGAAUUGUGUAACUGUUUGUAGAUCCCGUCAAGAUGCAUAUUGUGUUUUUGCUUACAUUAAAUGACUCGGAUAGCUACACUGGCGCACCUUACUUUGCUAGCAUCUCUUCUCUAAAGAUGGGAGCCGACUUGUGUCAUGUAUUUUGUGAAAAGAAUGCUGGUCUCGUCAUCAAGAGCUAUUCACCGGAGCUCAUGGUCCAUCCCUAUCUCCGCAACUCCGACUCAAUAGGUAUUGAUCUGAAGAAUCAGGAUCGAGUUGAAGCAGAAAUAAACAAGAUUGUCGAGCGCGUCACGUCAAUGUUUCCCCGUCUGCACGUCCUUGUCGUAGGACCAGGGUUAUCUCGGGAUGAGAUCAUGAUCGAAACGACAAAAAGGGUCAUUGUGAAAGCAAAGGAAAAUGGGAUGCCUCUAGUGAUUGAUGCGGAUGGCUUGUACCUCGUGCAAAAGAACCCAGACAUAAUCCGAGGAUAUCCUUUGGCUGUGCUAACGCCUAAUGCCAACGAGUUUACGCGCCUGUGCGAGUCAGUGAAUGUCCCUUGCGGAAAGGAAUACCGUGAUGACGUUGCGCUAAAAUUAAGUCAAGCGUUUGGGAAUGUAACGAUCCUUCAAAAAGGUUCAAGGGAUAUAAUCAGCAAUGGCAAAGAGGUGUUGAUAUGCGAUGCGGAAGGCAGCCCACGUCGGUGUGGAGGCCAGGGUGACCUUCUCUCCGGAGCGUGUGCGACUUUUUUAGCAUGGGGCAAAAAUUACGAAGCAAAGGCCUGGGAGUACGUUAUUGACUAUGUGCCAUACCUAUAUGUGUACAAGUUUGACCAUUUUACAGGCACCCGUCAAAUCCAGAUAUUGACAACGACUUUCAAGUCCGCAUUCCUUUGCUCGCAGCAUGGGCUGCUGCCUUAUUAACACGCAACUGUUCUCGCGCGGGAUUUGCAAAACAUGGACGAGCUAUGAUGACGACAGACAUGAUUGAACAGGUGGGGGAUGUCUUUAGAUCAACUUUUGAGCCGGAUCAGAAGAAAGCGACCCUCUAGUAUCUAUAUUCUUUAUACAACACGGUAAUCCGCUUGGCAUAUGUACAGAGUUAGCAGUGUGGCGGCCUGCGCAGGACCAAUGGGAGGCAGAGUGGGCAGAUACAUUUCGUUGUGUAUAGAGGGCUGCUGAGCCGACCCUCUUGAUCUCCGCGUGCACCCCGUUCA